AUGAGGAAGCUCCACGAUGAACGAGUGAGGAGGUGACGAGAGGUUGUAGAUUUAGAAACAGAUGGAGUGAGUGAGCGGAGGACGGGGAGGACAGACAAAGAUUUUAAAAACAGCAGAAGAAAGCAAAGCGAAGGAGAGGAGAGGAGGAGAGAGGUUGGUGGUUGGUGGAUUAAGGCGGGUUAAAGAGGAUUAGUGUCUGUUUUGGUUUGGUAGUAAAAUCACAUCCAUGUCAGUCACCACUGGCCGCUGCUGACACGCUCACUCUGCUGAUUCACUUCAGCUCAGAGUUCACACACUGAAACAAACUGGACCAGAAGAGGAAGACGAGGACGAAGAGGUGUGGAAGAAGCCUUUGUCCUCUGCGGUGAGUCUGGACGAUCACCAUGAAACAAGCCAUGGAGGACGGCGUCAGUGAGGUGCUAUCCUGUGUGGUGGAGGACGUCAGUCACGCCAUCAGCAGAAACAUCGGUGGAGCUCAGCUCCUGCAUGAACUGCUCAAUUCACCGUGGCUUCGCGCUCUACUGAAGGUUUAUGACUGCCUGUUGCAGUUUGAGAGGUCGACGCCCACACCUAUCCUGCCUUACGCCUCAGGACUCUCACAUGAGAUUAUAACCACUUUACAGAGGGUCCACCGUCCCUCCGCUGAAGCCAGAGAGCUGUACAGCCUCCUCAGCUUACCUCACAUCCAGGCCCUCCUGUCAUCCCACGACAGUGUGGCCCAGUCAGACUAUGGACCUGUCUUACCUCCUCUGCCUGAUGAGAUGCCUGAGGAUGAGGAGGCCAUGAGGAUCGUUUGUCUGGUGAAGAACAACCAGCCGCUGGGGGCGACAAUAAGGAGGGAUGAGGAGACAGGAGAGAUCUACAUCGCCAGGGUGAUUCAUGGAGGACUGGCCGACCGCAGCGGACUCCUCCAUCCUGGUGAUCUGUUGGUGGAGGUGAAUGGAAACCCUGUGGUGGGUCUGGAGCCGGAACAGGUCAUCCAGAUUCUGAUUAAUUCUCAGGGAACGAUCCUGUUUAAAGUCAUUCCUGACGCAGCUCAGAGCAGCAGCAGCCAGAAGUCGGUGUUCAUGAGGGCGAUGGUGGACUACUGCCCCCUGCAGGACUCCUCCAUCCCGUGUCCUGAUGCAGGGAUGCCGUUCAGCAGAGGAGACCUGCUGGAGGUGGUCGACCAGUCAGACGGACAGUGGUGGCAGGCCAGGAAGCUGCGCUCCGCUGCGUCCUGUGCUGGUCUCAUCCCCUCUGCCAGCAUGCUGAAGAGUAAACAGAGGGAACACUGGUGGUGUCAGCCGUCACAGGUUCAUACCUGCAUCAAACCCUUGAUUCUGACUGAUAACGAUGAUGAUCGACCUCAGGCUGAUGACAAACACUCAGUACCAGAACUGGAAGAGAUACACUUUGACGAGACUGAGUCUGAUGUUACUGAUGGAAUCUACCUGGCCGGUUUCCGGCGGAGUUUCCGUCUGUGGAGGAGGACGUCCUACAGAAGGAGACGACAGUCCUGCACCUCCUGCUCACCCAACAGCAGCGCCCUGUACACUCCAUAUGAGGAGGUGGCUCUGUACCAGCGCACCCCGCAGGAGAACCAUCGCCUCAUCAUCCUCAUCGGAGCUACGAGAGUCGGAGUGAACGAACUGAGGAAACGACUCAUCAAACUGAACCCUUCAACCUUCCAGGGACCCGUACCUCACACCACUCGUCCAAUCAGAGCAGGGGAGCAGUCAGGAAAGGAGUACCACUUUGUCACCAAAGAGCUGUUUGAGUACAUGGUCUGUAACCACAGGUUUGUGGAGUACGGGGAGUAUAAGGGUCACCUGUAUGGGACCAGCGCUGAGGCCAUAGAAGAGGUGCUGAAACGAGGACGGAUGUGCAUCAUCGAUGUCGAACCACAUAGCAUCCUGCCACUGAGGACGAGGAAACUGAAGCCGUACGUGAUCUUCAUCAAAGCUCCAAGUCCAGACAGACUGAGAGAAACCCGGAGAGACGCCCGAAUCAUCACCAACUGCUCCGUCAACAGAGUGUUCACAGAGGAAGACUUUGUGGAGCUGGAGGAGGUGUCCCAGCUGAUGGAGGCAAAGUACAAACAGUUUUUCGACAGCGUGCUGGUGAACGAGGACCUGCAGGACUCCUGCAUACAGCUCUUCUCCAUCAUCCAGGAGGCGCAGGACGAACCACAGUGGAUACCCGUCAGCUGGACCCGGAAAGAGGAGUGAGGAGGGGGAGGAGGAGGAGGAGAGGAUGAUUAGGACAGACAAGAAAAACUACGAGUGAGAAUACAAAGAGAGAAAAGACGGAGACGUGUUGGAUAAAAGAAAACAAUACUGAGUGAGAUAUAAAGACGAGGGGAGGAGAUGGAAAAAGAAUUUGGGAAUCAUAGAAAAUAACUGGAGACAGAGGAGAAGAUGUUACGACAUGAUGGAGAUGGAAAAGUGAGACUGAGGGGGUUAUUCAAAGAAAAUAUUACCUGUCGUCUUUUGAAAUUGUCACCAAAACUGUCAAAUAAAAUGACUUUUAGUUUGAACAGAUAAAACCUCAGAGGCGAGACAAGUGUGGAGGAAGAAUUUCACCUCGCUGGUUGAGUUUAACUCCAAAGAGGAGUCAGAGAUAUUCUCUCUGUAUUUAUUACCUCCACCAAGGAGGUCAUGUAUUUGGUCAGUUUGUGCAGCCUGAUUUUCAUUCCACUCAGCAGAGGGGUGGAAUAUGGGCCGAGGAAGAACCCAUCUGAUUUUGAAACAGAUCCUAAUCUUGAAGCAACCGCACAAAUUAUUUUUGACCUUUGACAUUCAGAGUCUGGACUGGGCUCUUACUUCGGACGUUACAAGCAAACACAGAGCUGAAAUGCUGGGGGCUAUUAGUGCAGCGCUAACAAUGGCAACAGUGCUGAAAGAGCCAACAGCAGCUGUUUUUACACAAACGCUCAAGAUAGAUUGAUACUUGUGCGUCAGCUCUAUGCAGAGCCUACGCACGCCGUUGUGAGCAUUUAUACUUGUGCGGUGGUGUGUCUGUGUCACUCUGCAGUUACACCUCCAAAACACUAGUCGGUGAUAGAGUUUCUGUUUAGUGCUGUAAAGUUUAGUUGAUUCAAAUUAAUAGAGACCAUUUCAAACACAAGUACACAAAUCAGCUUCACUAUAACUCGCAGCAUUCACAGACAAACACUUGUCUUUAUUUGGACACAUUUUCCCCACAAAUACAACAUGCUAACGUUAUUAGCACAAGCCUAGGGCAUUUUACAUUGUAUAAAUUAGCUUAGCGGCUAGCAGAGAUUUCCUCUACUCAUGAAUAGCCAGGAUAAAUCACACACAAGACUUAAAAGGCUAUUUUUAAGGAGGUUUUUGUGGAGUGAGAUUGGUGAGGGUUAAGGUGAGAAUAGUAGGGCAAGCCAGUAGUGGGGGGGUUGUGCAUUCGCCAUUCUAGGAAAAAAAUAAAAAAUUUGCCUCUGUGCCCACCCAGCUGGGGUAGUUUGCAGUGCAGAGCAGCAGCAAUUAGCCAGUGGGGAUAUGAAUAAUAGUUAGCUGUUUGUUAGAUUAAUGUUUUAAAUGUCCUACAUUGCACCUUCAACAUCGUGAGAUAAGUUAAGGCAUUUGGCCUUGGCCAAGGUCUGAGCUCUGCCCCUCCACAGUAGUUGUAAUUGAUAUGUUAAUCAAGAGCAGAGUUGGGUAUAACGCGUUACAGUACUUUGAUUAGUUUUUGCAGUAACGAGUAACCUAACGCGUUAGUUUGCUGUUUGAGUAAUCAAAUACUUAACUACAUUUUCAAACAAGACAUCAGUUACUUCCGUUACUUUUAGAACGCUGGUCCUUCAGCUCCGAAACAGCAACGGCUGUCGUUUGGUUCUAAUAACGGAGA
Messenger RNA from Epinephelus moara (kelp grouper), 3846 nucleotides. RefSeq names its product MAGUK p55 subfamily member 4-like. The record is from RefSeq and is a predicted model, not a curated record. The transcript has 21 exons. Gene Ontology annotation, cellular component: adherens junction; plasma membrane. Gene Ontology annotation, molecular function: protein binding. The coding region runs from base 384 to 2210 and encodes 608 amino acids. Lineage: Eukaryota; Metazoa; Chordata; Actinopteri; Perciformes; Serranidae.